AUGCACUGCAGCCAAGGGCGGCUGAGAGGCCAAGACUGGCAUCAGGCAAGAGCAGGCUCAGCCCUGCCCAUGGUGGAGCAGAUCCUGUCAGAGUUCCGGCUGCAGGAGGAGGAUCUGAAGAAGGUGAUGCAUCGGAUGCAGAAGGAAAUGGAUCGGGGUCUGAAGCUGGAGACGCACGAGGAAGCCUCUGUGAAAAUGCUGCCCACUUACGUACGCUCCACGCCCGAAGGCUCAGAGGUCGGGGACUUCCUGUCGUUGGAUCUCGGUGGCACCAACUUCCGUGUGAUGCUGGUGAAAGUGGGCGAAGGGGAAGACGGGCAGUGGAGCGUAACUACGAAGCACCAGAUGUAUUCCAUCCCAGAGGAUGCCAUGACGGGAACUGCCGAAAUGCUCUUCGAUUACAUCUCCGAAUGCAUCUCCGACUUCCUGGAUAAACACCAGAUGAAACAUAAAAAGCUGCCUCUGGGCUUCACAUUCUCCUUCCCCGUGAGGCAUGAGGAUAUUGACAAGGGGAUCCUUCUGAACUGGACGAAGGGUUUCAAAGCAUCAGGAGCUGAAGGGAACAACAUUGUGGGGCUUUUGCGGGACGCUAUCAAGCGCCGAGGGGAUUUCGAGAUGGACGUGGUCGCCAUGGUCAAUGACACGGUGGCUACAAUGAUUUCCUGUUACUAUGAAGAUCACCGGUGCGAGGUUGGCAUGAUAGUGGGUACCGGCUGCAACGCCUGCUACAUGGAGGAGAUGGAGAACGUGGAGCUGGUGGAGGGGGACGAGGGCCGGAUGUGCGUGAACACCGAGUGGGGAGCCUUCGGGGCCUCAGGAGAGCUGGACGAGUUCCUCCUGGAGUACGAUCGGGUGGUAGACGAGACCUCACUUAACCCCGGGCACCAGCUCUAUGAGAAGAUGAUUGGAGGCAAGUACAUGGGAGAGAUCGUGCGGCUGGUGCUGCUAAAACUGGUCAAUGAAAAUCUGCUCUUCCACGGGGAGGCGUCCGAGAAACUGAAAACCAGAGGCAGCUUCGAAACCCGCUUCGUCUCGCAGAUUGAAAGCGACGCUGAUGACCGGAAACAGACCUACAACAUCCUGACAUCCUUCGAGCUGCUGCCCUCACUCACGGACUGUGACAUCGUGCGGAUGGCGUGCGAGAGCGUCUCCACGCGGGCGGCACACAUGUGCUCGGCAGGGCUGGCCGGCGUGAUCAACCGCAUGCGGGAAAGCAGGGGCGAGGAGAGGCUGAAGAUCACCGUGGGCAUCGAUGGCUCGGUCUACAAGCUCCACCCCAGCUUCAAAGACCAGUUCCACGCGAUCGUCAGACAGCUGACGCCAGGCUGCGACAUCACCUUCCUCCAGUCAGAGGAGGGCAGCGGCAGGGGGGCCGCCCUGAUCUCGGCGGUAGCGUGCAAAAUGGCCUGCCUGAUUGGCCGGUGAGCGGGGCCGCUGGCCAAAGGACCACGGAAGGAGCAGCCACGGCUGGGGUGUGGCUCCAGGGCGAGUUCUUUAGAGCGCGUGAGCCCAGGAGCAGAAACAACAAUUGAAGGGGCGGGGCUGUCCCUGACCCCGCCCACCUGCCUCCCACCUGUCCUAGCCACUGUGCUAGCCAUGCCAGCUGCACUGUGUCCCCUUGCUGUUCCUCAGCCCUCU
Gopherus flavomarginatus (Mexican gopher tortoise) is the source of this 1638-nucleotide messenger RNA. It is a transcript of the gene GCK, whose product is annotated as glucokinase. Gene Ontology annotation, biological process: regulation of insulin secretion; glycolytic process; intracellular glucose homeostasis. Gene Ontology annotation, cellular component: cytosol; mitochondrion. The record is from RefSeq and is a predicted model, not a curated record. Lineage: Eukaryota; Metazoa; Chordata; Testudines; Testudinidae. Bases 1 to 1425 code for a protein of 474 amino acids. Gene Ontology annotation, molecular function: D-glucose binding; ATP binding; fructokinase activity. The transcript is spliced from 10 exons.